This is a messenger RNA of Prunus armeniaca (apricot), 183 nucleotides long. Lineage: Eukaryota; Viridiplantae; Streptophyta; Magnoliopsida; Rosales; Rosaceae. The record is from the annotation of a GenBank genome assembly.
AUGCCCCCUCAAGCUUUGUGCGUGAUGGAUGCUUAUGGAAAUCUUCACAAGGAGCAUGCUUUCGAUGAAUAUGGUAGGGCCAUCGCCUUUGGUCCCCAGUUCAUGAGAUCUUGUCCUCUGAAUUCAAUCAAGCUUGUGGUGCCUCCUGAGAGUAGAACAACUUGGUUCACCACACGUGAGUAG